AUGCACUUCUCAACUGCCGCCUCGCUCGUCCUGAGCCUCGCCGCCAUCGCGGCGGCCCAGCUUCCUGCUGUCCCCAUCAUCAAGCAAAUCGCUCCCGGAGCCGAAAACUGCGCCGACACUACCGAAUGCCGCACUGCUGAGCAGGCGGCCCCCUUCAUUGCCAAGAGCAUGUCCGACUACAAGAUCUACAACGUGGCCGAGAUGGCUGCCAUCAUCUCCCUCAUGGCCUUUGAGUCCGUCGACUUCAAGUUCAAGCACAACGUCUCUCCUGGCCGCCCUGGCCAAGGCACUGCCAACAUGCAGAUGGCCAACUUCAACCUGCUCUACGCCCAGAGCAUCGACAGUGUCAAAAGCAAAGUUUCUAAAUUUACCACCACCGAUGGGUUGAGCCCCGAUGAUCUGAAUCACAUCCUGUCCUUGGUUCAGCCCGAUGAGUUCAACUUUGCCAGUGGCGCCUGGUUUUACUCUACGCACUGCGAUGCCUCAGUUAAAGCCGCCUUAAAGGCGAACCCCGAUGACGGAUUCAAGAAGUAUAUUACAGCCUGUGUCGGCACGUCGGUCACAGAUGAGCGGUUGGCAUACUUCACAAGGGCAAAGAAGGCCUUUGGACUGAAAUAA
Messenger RNA from Trichoderma asperellum CBS 433.97, 618 nucleotides. RefSeq lists its product as uncharacterized. Lineage: Eukaryota; Fungi; Ascomycota; Sordariomycetes; Hypocreales; Hypocreaceae. The record is from RefSeq and is a predicted model, not a curated record.